CCGGCUCCAAGGUUCCGCUCCAGUCUCUCUUUUUCGAGGGCUUGUUGGGAAUUGUCCCCCAACGGGUCCCUCGGAGACGGCCGCGAUGGCCACCGCUGUGGAAGCGUUCGUGUCUCGGCAGCUGGAGCUGCUCCAGGAGGAGCGGGAGGCCGAGAUUGCCGAAGCCAGAGUAUGGCAGGAAAGCAUCUCCUUGAAAGAGCUGGAGCGCAAAGGAGUCUGCUUGCUGAAACUCGAAAUAGCUAGUCAAAGAACUGGGCUAUAUGGACGUCUCCUUGUAACUUUACAACCUAGAAAAUGUGGCUCGCAAGCAGAGCUGCCCAGUAAUAGCUUUGGGCCUGGUGACAUUGUGGGAUUUUAUGAAACUGCUGGACAAGGUGAUCAGCUCUCCACGGGAAUAGUCACCCGCAUAACCAGUAAAUCAGUUACUGUUGCUAUUGAUGAGCCUCAGAGUAGCCUUCUGAACCUGGACCAGGGAAACGCUUAUCGUUUACUAAAACUUGCCAAUGAUGUCACAUAUAAAAGGCUUAAAAGGGCAUUAAAUACACUUAGCCAAUAUCGUUCUGGUCCAGCAUCUGGCCUGAUUGAUGUCCUCUUCUGUGCAUCUGAGCCCAGUGAUCUCAAUAAUACAAGGCCUCUGAAGUUCUACAAUGAAUCACUGGAUGCCUCCCAGAAGGAGGCUGUUGGCUUCUCCUUGGCACAGAAAGAGCUUGCAAUCAUCCAUGGACCGCCUGGUACUGGCAAAACAACUACUGUGGUUGAGAUAAUACUCCAAGCUGUGCAGCAAAGCUUGAAAGUCUUGUGCUGCUCUCCAUCUAACAUUGCAGUGGACAACUUGGUAGAAAGACUUGCAAGCCAUAAAGCCCGGAUUCUUCGCCUUGGUCAUCCAGCUCGUCUCUUGGAGUCCAUACAGCAACAUUCACUUGAUGCCAUCUUGGCCCAUGGGGAUAAUGCCCAGAUUGUGGCAGAUAUCCGGAAGGAUAUUGAUCAAGCCUUUGUUAAGACCAGAAAAACCCAAGACAAAGGAGAAAGAAGCCAUUUUCUGAGUGAGAUCAAGACACUGCGAAAGGAGCUAAAGGAGCGAGAGGAAAUGGCAAUGACUGAAAUCCUGACACAUGCAGAUGUUAUUCUUGCUACAAACACAGGAGCCUCUUCCGAUGGCCCACUGAAGCUGCUUCCAGAGAAUCACUUUGACAUGGUGGUGAUUGAUGAAUGUUCCCAAGCACUUGAAGCCAGCUGUUGGAUACCUCUGCUGAAGGCCAAAAAAUGUAUCCUGGCUGGAGAUCACAAACAGCUGCCUCCCACAAUCAUCUCACACAAGGCUGCCUCGAAGGGUCUUUCCCUCAGCUUAAUGGAAAGGUUGAUUGAAAAAUAUGGUGACCAUGUUGUCAAAAUGCUAACUGUGCAGUACCGAAUGCACCAGAACAUAAUGCAAUGGGCUUCCACUGAGAUGUAUGAUGGCCGCCUCUUGGCUCACCACUCUGUCGCACAACAUUUGCUAAAGGACCUUCCAGGAGUGGCUUCAACGGAAGAGACUAGUAUUCCUUUGCUUCUGAUCGAUACAGCUGGCUGCGGAUUAUUUGAGCUUGAUGUGGAAGAUGAACAGUCAAAGGGCAACCAAGGUGAAGUGCGUCUUGUUGGUUUGCACAUACAGGCUUUGGUAGAUGCUGGUGUUAAGGCACGAGACAUAGCUGUCAUUACUCCUUAUAACCUCCAGGUGGACAUGCUAAGAGAACUUCUCUGUCAGAAUUAUCCAGAGCUGGAAAUUAAAUCUGUAGAUGGUUUCCAAGGAAGAGAGAAGGAGGCUGUUGUCCUUUCUUUUGUGAGAUCCAAUAGGAAAGGUGAAGUGGGAUUUCUUGCUGAAGACCGGAGAAUAAAUGUUGCAGUAACCCGUGCCCGGCGCCACGUAGCUGUGAUCUGUGAUUCUCGGACCACUGGAAACCACAGUUUUCUUAAAAGGCUGGUGGAUUACAUGAAUGAACAUGGGGAAGUACGCACAGCCUUUGAAUAUCUGGAUGACAUUGUGCCAGAAAACUAUGCUCCCAAAAACUCUCAGAGUCUUAGUGGCCAAGGACAGAGGCAUAAAUGCAACAAAACAGUAGCCCCAAAAGCUGAUGGGAAGAAACCACAAAGAAGACCUGCCAAUCAACCUGAGCAGAACCCAACAGAGGGUUCGGUGUCAAACACAGCCAGGAUCACAACUGCAGGUCCUGAAGUAAAGGAGCAUUUGUGUAAACAUAAAGCAAAGAUACUGGAAUUUCUGGACAGUACUGAGUCCCAGCUGGAGUUUCCUCCAUCAUUAAAUGCUCACGACAGGCUGCUUAUCCACCAAUUGGCAGAGGAAUAUGGGUUACAACAUUUAAGUUUGGGUGAAGGAAAAGAGAGAUACAUUAGCAUUCAUAAGAAAACUACUGCCACAAAUCCCACUUUGCCUAAAACCACUGCUACACAUGUAUCUCUGAGAGAUGUGAAGGUCUGCGAACAAGAGUUAUCCUCUAAGACACCCAGCUCUCCAAGGGAAAUUUCUGACCACAACAAGGAAAAAGUUAGCAGAAUUGGCACUGGAGAAGUAGAUCUGAAAACAUUGCACAUAGAAAGGAUGCAAAGGGAGAAGGCCAGGAGAGAGGAAAGAGCAAAACAAAGUCACCAACGGAAUGUAAACCUGCAAGAACCUGGGAAGAAACACAAAAGUGAAGCUGUAGGAAAGCCUGUCGUUAAAACCGGAACAGAAAGUGCAGCUGAGGAAGAUUUUGAUGCUAUGAUUUCUGCUGCAGUGAAAGCUGACAAUACAUGUGGUUUCUCCAAGUGCAAAGCAAGUGUAGCAACUCUGGGACAGCUGUGUCUGCAUUGCAAUAAACGCUAUUGUCUCAGCCAUCACAUCCCAGAGAUUCAUGGGUGUGGAGAGAAGGCCAAAGCACAUGCCCGGCAGAGAAUCAGCAAGGAAGGUGUUCUGUAUCCGGGGAGCGGAUUGAAAGACAGGUCCUUGGAUCCUGCCAAGCGAGCUCACCUCCAGAGGCGCCUGGACAAAAAACUAAAUGAAUUGACUAGCCAGAGGAAAAGCAAAAAGAAAGAGAAAUGAGGGGAGUUGCAUGUUCCUAGCCACCUGGUCCCUCAGGCAUCUUCUUUGAAGUUACAUUGUCAGGUUCCAAAGGAAAUAACCCUAAAUCUCUUGAUCUCUUUCACUGAUUAUUUUAGUGCUUAAAACCAGGCAUCUGACCUUUCUAGUUUUCAAAGAACCAAAGCCAGAAAAAAACACAUACAACACCACCAAAAGGCUCAGAUUGCUAUGUUUAAACCUUGCACCUGCAGUUGCACCUUGUUCUGUAAAAUGUAUUGGAACUAGUCAUGUCAAAUGUAUAAAGCACUGUCAGUAAAGACAGAAGGUGGGCAGCUUUUGCUUGGAGCAAUUUUCUUUAUUGGCAAGGCAAUGGAUGUACAGUGAGUGGGUGUAUGGCAGAUAGUCUAACAAGACAAAGGUAGUUAAGUGUAUUGAGCUGUACAGUUGACAUGGUUUGGACAUAUAGUAAUAAUUGUCAGUGGAAGAUUAUACUAUCCUUACAAAAGAGUGGGAGUAAUGGAGAAGCCCUCCUUAAAUCCAGAAAUGAAGAAUGCACAAGAAGCAUUUCCCCUCUCAGACUUGGAAACUUGCAUCUUGGAGGGAAAAGGUUUUGAGUAUAUAUGUGUAAAAUAAAUACAAGUUUUUAAGGAGACAACUUUCUCUGCUCACAGCCAUACCUUAUAGACUAAAAAUAUGCAUUUUUGCUAAAAACGCAAACUAAGAACUGGGAUGAUGAUUGUAAUAUUAGUACAAUUAAAAUAAAGCACUAGAGCUGUGGGAAUCAGAGAGAUGAGAAAAGCAAGAA
Molecule: messenger RNA, 3860 nt
Organism: Anolis sagrei ordinatus
Lineage: Eukaryota; Metazoa; Chordata; Lepidosauria; Squamata; Anolidae
Gene: IGHMBP2
Product: immunoglobulin mu DNA binding protein 2
Cellular component (GO): nucleus; cytoplasm
Molecular function (GO): ATP hydrolysis activity; 5'-3' DNA helicase activity; zinc ion binding
Source: RefSeq, a predicted model, not a curated record